Messenger RNA from Melanotaenia boesemani (Boeseman's rainbowfish), 2121 nucleotides. RefSeq names its product protein-lysine 6-oxidase-like. Gene Ontology annotation, molecular function: copper ion binding; protein-lysine 6-oxidase activity. NCBI's taxonomy places the organism in Eukaryota, Metazoa, Chordata, Actinopteri, Atheriniformes, Melanotaeniidae. The transcript has 7 exons. Bases 30 to 1196 code for a protein of 388 amino acids. Gene Ontology annotation, biological process: peptidyl-lysine oxidation. The record is from RefSeq and is a predicted model, not a curated record.
AAAAAUCUUUUCUCUAAUUUAUUCUAAUCAUGAGGACUUUCUCCUUUGGCCGCCUGACGCUGUAUUUUGCGCAAAUCUGCGUCCUCGGUACUUUUCUGGAUGAAAGUGGCGCCCAGGAAGCUCCCGCUGCUGCUGAUGGUGAUGCGCUCCAGCGAGGGUUGACAUGGCAACACAACGGGCAGGUUUUCAGCAUCCUGAGCCGGGGGUCUCAGUACAGGCCCACCGUGCGGAGGCAGGCCGGGGUUUCCCGCCGUGUUAAUCCUGUGCUCGUGCUCAGGAACGACACGGCCUCCUCCGGUUCCCGCGGAUCCCCUCGAGUCCCGGCCACUAGCGGUGCCGCGCAAUUGCGCACGACGAUGAGGCGCCAGCUGCACCGAGAGGAGCAGGCUCCGUCCGGUGGGGACGGUGCCCCAGCCUCGGCACCGGCCAACCGGGAGGACGGGAUGGUCGGAGAUGAUCCGUAUAAUCCCUACAAACAGCACGGGUACGACUCUUAUUACAACUACUUCGACUCUUACUACAGACCGAGACCGCGCGCUCAGCCCCGGCACGGAUACGGCACGAGCUACCACCAGAACGGCCUCCCUGACCUGGUUCCUGAUCCGUACUACAUCCAGAUCGCCUCCUAUGUCCAGAGGACGCCCAUGUACAACCUACGCUGUGCUGCUGAGGAGAACUGCCUCGCCUCGUCUGCUCGGUACGCUCAGGAUUAUGAGACUCGGGUUCUGUUGCGGUUCCCUCAGAGGGUGAAGAACCAGGGAACAGCUGACUUCCUGCCCAGUAAACCCAGAUAUGCCUGGGAAUGGCACAGCUGCCACAAUCACUUCCACAGCAUGGACGAGUUCAGCCUCUACGAGCUGCUGGACUACCAGACACAACAACACGUCGCCGAGGGCCACAAGGCCAGUUUCUGUCUGGAGGACACUUCCUGUGACCCGGGGUACUACCGCCGCUUCGCCUGUACAUCACACACUCAGGGUCUGAGUCCAGGUUGUUACGACACCUACAACGCCGACAUCGACUGUCAGUGGAUCGACAUCACCGACGUUUCGCCAGGAAGAUACAUCCUCAAGGUGACAGUAAAUCCCAGGCAGCAGGUUCCAGAAUCCAACUUCAACAACAACAUUGCUCGUUGUGACGUGCAGUACACGGGCAAUGCAGCGCACAUCUCUGGAUGCACCAUGUCAAGCUACUGAGAUGAAUCCUGAAGAUGAAGAUGAGGGUGGAGCUACACAGAACUCAUAGUUUGUUCAGACGUGAUCUGAAGUUUUAGUUAUAUACACCAAACUUAAGAACAACCUAGUGACUUGUAAUGAAAACAGCUUGAAGCUGUGGUGUAAGCUGGUUGUUGAGUCAGAUCAACACAUUUUUAAUGUUACUGUGGCCAGUUUAUGCUGGAUUCUGCUCUGGUUCUCUGCAUGAGUCCUGUAUUAUAAUCACUAACUUUUUACUUAUAUACAUCUAUCUGACAGCCAGAGUUACUCAUUUCUUUUUUUCUCCUUUGCAGCUGUAGGUUUUAUAGCUAAUGUAAAAUUUACUGAAAGCUCAUUUUGACAUAACGUGUAUGAUUUAAGAUCUUUGUUUUAUUUUUUCUUUAUAAGCAUCAACAGAGUAGGAAUAAUAAUCAAUUACAAAUUAAAGUUUAAUGUUACUUUUUUUUGGGGGGGGGGGUAUAAUUUCCUUUUAAUAAUAUUGAUAUGAAGAUUUUUUAUUAUAACUGAGGGACUCCAAGAUGCUUUCCUAAUCUAAAUUCCAUGCAUGUUCUUUCUGAAAUUUUAUAAACUUGUUUUCUAUAAAGAAAAAUGUGACAUAAAAAAUUAAACCUUCAUGUUAAUUUAAUGUUUUAGACUUUUACAUUUGUUCAUCAUAUAUUCUGUAGACAAGAUUUUUCUUUUUGGGGGGGGUGAAACACAGAUUUUUUGUAAAUGCUCGUGUCUAAUUAAAGAAGUAGAGGAACCGAUGGGCUGAUGUUGGAACAACAGUAAAGCUGGAAUGUGUGGUGCACUAAAGCCGACGACCUGUAACCACACAGACCAGCAGAGCUGAACGAGGACCAGUUCUCUCUCAUGCUGUCAUACUGCAUCACUGCUUCAUAUCACAUCAAUAAAGUUUGCUUGAAUG